UUGUCCGUCUCUGCUCGCGGUGCCAUUUCUGGCAGAUCUUACUCAGAUAUCUGCAAUGCUUAACAAUAACGCCGAGAUGGAGUGGCAUUUCCUCUCGUUUAUAAAAAUAACGUACCUGUGGUGGACGCGGAAUCGAGAUCCUAACUGAGGCACAUGCCAGUCACGGCCGCCAGGGUGAAGGAGAGCUCGCGCAUGUUCAGAACCCUUCUCAGAAAAGUGUUCACGCUCAGUCGCUACCUCUUCUUCGGCGAGCUAACGUCGGAGCGCCCGCCCUCGACAGCCACAAUGGCGACCUCAGCCUUCGUUAUAGUGAGCACCGUUGUCCUCACCUCUGCCUGCAACUUCGUCCACGCCAUCGCCACAUUAGUUUAUGAUCUGUUCACGGACGACCUAGGGGAUCUCGUCGCUGUCGCCAAGGUGCGGCUUUCACCGGGAAGCAUGCUCUGGGGCCCUAGAACGGCUAGGGUUCUCGAGGACACGAGACUGAAGUACUUGGCCAUGCGGAAGAUAAUACAGGAGCUGAACGACGUCCUCCAGUAUUCGACCUUCGUGACUGUCACCUGCACACUGCUGACACUCUGCACUUGCGCCUACCUCAUAUCUGAGACGGAGUCCUCAUGGGGAAAGCUGGUGUUCACGGCAAGCUACGCAGUAGCCAGCAGCUUGGAACUUGUCCACAUCACAGUUUCCAUGUCGCAGCUCAAAGAGCAGGCUUCGCGAUUGUCUCUUGUGUUGGAAGCGCCCCCGAUAUCGCAACUCCCGAAAUCUGUGGUGCAACAGGUGCAGUUGUUCAAAGAAUCUCUGGACAUUCAACUUUUUUGUGCCAGUGGACUUGGAUUUUUCACCGUUGAUAAACCGCUGUUGGUUUCGGUGAGGAUGUCUUCUUCCCUUCAGUUUUAG
Ixodes scapularis (black-legged tick) is the source of this 900-nucleotide messenger RNA. RefSeq lists its product as uncharacterized. The record is from RefSeq and is a predicted model, not a curated record. Gene Ontology annotation, biological process: sensory perception of taste. The coding region runs from base 154 to 900 and encodes 248 amino acids. Lineage: Eukaryota; Metazoa; Arthropoda; Arachnida; Ixodida; Ixodidae. Gene Ontology annotation, cellular component: membrane. The transcript is spliced from 5 exons.